CGCUCGGCGAACCCCGACGCCCCUCAACAUCAUCGCGUCGGUAUACUUCCGCUGCGCUCUCUUCUGCUCUGCCGCCGUCGACACUGUCCGUAACGACCAGCAACCAUGGCGGCGCGCCCACUCAACGACGAUGAGGUGCUCAGCGAGAUGAACAAGAUGGUGGCCUUUAUCAAGCAGGAGGCCAUGGAGAAGGCCUGCGAGAUCAGAGUCAAGGCAGAUGAAGAGUUUGCCAUUGAAAAGGCCAAGCUCGUGAAGCAAGAACAACAGGCCAUCGACGCGCAAUACGACAAGAAGCGCAAGAACGCCGAGACCGCACAGAAGAUCACCCAGUCCACCCUGACCAACAAGGCCCGCCUGAGGCUCCUCCACCGGCGCGAAGAGCACCUUCAAGACCUCUUCAAUACCGCCCGCAGCUCCCUCGCACAGCUGUCCUCUGAGGAGGGUCGGUACAACCAGUUCCUGCAGGGCGUGAUCACCCAGGGCCUGCUGCAGAUGCUCGAGCCGGACGUCACCGUCUACUCGAGACCAAAGGACUUGGAAGUCGUAAAGUCAGCGGCUGAUGCUGCCGCGGCGCAGUAUAAGGAGAUCAGUGGCCGAGACGUCAAGAUCGACGUCGAAGGCACAUUGAGCGAUGAAGGAUCUGGUGGCGUCAAGAUGACAAGUGGGACCCAGCGAAUUACGCUCGAUAACACCCUGGAUGAGCGUCUCCGAUUACUAGAAGAGAGGAUGCUUCCCGAGAUUAGGCAGGAGCUGUUUGGUUUAAACCCGAAUCGCAAGUUCUAUACAUAAUACUGUUACCCGAUCAGCGUGAAUGUACCUUCUUUUGCCGUGGCUUUCCGGGCACUUUCAAAUCGCUGCGCCUUGUAUUUCGGGACUUGCACGGGACGGACAACGGUCGAUUAUCGAAACGUGCUCAGAGUUUUCGGUCCCGGGCUCAACAGAAAGCCUUGCAAGAC
Molecule: messenger RNA, 956 nt
Organism: Gloeophyllum trabeum ATCC 11539
Lineage: Eukaryota; Fungi; Basidiomycota; Agaricomycetes; Gloeophyllales; Gloeophyllaceae
Product: ATPase, V1/A1 complex, subunit E
Exons: 6
Coding region: 106-789 (227 amino acids)
Biological process (GO): proton transmembrane transport
Cellular component (GO): proton-transporting two-sector ATPase complex, catalytic domain
Molecular function (GO): proton-transporting ATPase activity, rotational mechanism
Source: RefSeq, a predicted model, not a curated record